This is a messenger RNA of Schistocerca gregaria, 1221 nucleotides long. RefSeq names its product odorant receptor Or2-like. The record is from RefSeq and is a predicted model, not a curated record. Bases 1 to 1221 code for a protein of 406 amino acids. NCBI's taxonomy places the organism in Eukaryota, Metazoa, Arthropoda, Insecta, Orthoptera, Acrididae. Gene Ontology annotation, cellular component: plasma membrane. The transcript is spliced from 6 exons. Gene Ontology annotation, biological process: sensory perception of smell; detection of chemical stimulus involved in sensory perception of smell. Gene Ontology annotation, molecular function: odorant binding; olfactory receptor activity.
AUGUUGGUGGUUUCAUCGGGGCCGCCAUCGGCGGCAGCUGCAGAAGAGGCCAGCGACCUGGACUUCAUGCUGAACGUCCUGCACUGGUCAGGGCUGAUGCGUCACCCGCACGCUGGUCCUUGGUCACGCCGCAUCCACCACCUGAUCAACGCAUUCUCGACGGUGGCACUGCUGCUCUUCAUCUGCUCCCAGGCUGUCCUCCUUUGGCGCCACGGAACAACAGACCUCGAGGUCUUCACUCUCAUUCUGUGCAUCCUCAACACGUCAUGUUCCUGGAUGAUUCGUCUCAGGCACAUAGCAUCAUGGGAGGUUGAGUUCCAAAGGCUUGCUACGGAGGUGCGCUUCGACUUUGACGAGUUCCUGAGCGCUGACGACUUGUGGCUGCUGCGCCUCAGAAGCCGCUCCCAGCGCCGUUUCGUGUCGGCCUACCUGUGUUCUGGCGUGUUCACCUCCGCCGUGUUUGCUGCCAUUCCAGUCAGCGCUGAAGGGUUUCCGUUCAUAAUGGCGCUGCCGUAUGACGCAAAUCAGCCGCUCGCCUUCGCCACCACGUGGUUGUACACUGCCUACAUUGUCUUCUUCGUGGUUUUAGGGAACAGAGCUGCCGAUUCCUUCAAUAUCAGCCUGAUAGUUCAACUGCGCAACCAACUCGAUCUACUGAGCAGAAAGCUUCGCAACCUAAACGGCUGCAUCUCACACACGAAAUCUUCCAUUAAAAAAACAAAGCGCUCAGAAGAUGUGAGCGAAGAUGUUUACUAUCAGCUUCGAAAGAGCAUCCUUCAUCAUCAGUCAAUUAUAAGGAACGUUCAGCUACUGGAGCAGUGUUUAGGCAGGAUGUUACUGGGACAAUGCCUCUCCAAUGGGACAUCAUUCUGCUUACUUCUCUUUCAGGCUGCAAAGAGGGCUAAGGGUGUGCAAGAACUUGGUAAAACAUGCAGCUACCUGCUCAACACACUUUUUGAGCUCUUCGUGUACUGCUGGUUCGGGGACGAUCUCAUUUUUAAGAGCGAAAACGUGGCGUCGUCGGCCUACGACGCCGUGCCGUCCCUGCAGGAGUGCCCCACGGGCAUCAAACGGUCGCUGCUGCUUCUGAUGCUCCGAGCACAGAGGCCGCUACGCAUCAGUGCCGGUGGAUUCUUUGCCCUCUGCAGGGAGUCCUUCGUGUCGGUUUUGAAUGUGUCAUAUUCAUUCUUCACCAUUCUUCGUAACUUCAAGGAGGAUUAG